Molecule: messenger RNA, 1781 nt
Organism: Amphibalanus amphitrite
Lineage: Eukaryota; Metazoa; Arthropoda; Thecostraca; Balanomorpha; Balanidae
Product: 60S ribosomal protein L4-like
Exons: 5
Coding region: 506-1723 (405 amino acids)
Biological process (GO): translation
Cellular component (GO): ribosome; cytosolic large ribosomal subunit
Molecular function (GO): structural constituent of ribosome; RNA binding
Source: RefSeq, a predicted model, not a curated record
AGAAUUCAUCCAUCAGACCCGGCAUGUCGGCCGACUUGUGACCCCCCCCCCAAAAAACGUUCCCCUAGAUCCGCCCUUGACCAGCGGCAGCAACUGACAUCAGUCUAAAAGGUCAUAUUUGACCUUGGUUGACUUUAAAACUAGCUAUAAGUUUCCUUUUAGGGUAUCUGGGCUCGUGGCAAUACAUUCUUAUGAUGAAAAUUGCCCCUAUUCUUCUUUCACUUCGUGCCAAAGACGUAAAGUUUUGAAUUGGCUACCUAUUUCUUAGUGCUGAGAGGAGCAAACAUCAUUUUUCAGUGCCUCGAUUUCCAACUUGUGUCUGUCAAACAAUUUGUCUAGCUUUAAUUGAAAAAGGCAUUUAUACUUUUUAAGCUUACAAGUCUUAAAUCCAUAUUCCUUUUAAGUAAAAAAAAAUAUUUUCUGAUUUUUUACAACACUAGCCCUCUCGCUUCCUUUUCCGUUUCGACGCGUUUGGGGACGGGGUGUCCCCGGUGAACUGUUCAGUAUGGCGUUGGCACGCCCCCUGAUCACCGUCUACGAUGAGAAGAACGAGAAGACCGGGCAGACGGUGUCUCUGCCGGCCGUGUUCCGGGCGCCCAUCCGGCCCGACGUGGUCAACUUUGUCCACCAGAACAUGUCCAAGAACGCCCGCCAGCCGUACUGCGUGAGCCGCCUGGCCGGCCACCAGACGUCGGCCGAGUCGUGGGGCACCGGCCGCGCCGUGGCGCGUAUCCCGCGUGUGCGCGGCGGCGGUACCCACCGCUCCGGCCAGGGAGCGUUCGGCAACAUGUGCCGCGGCGGCCGCCGCUUCGCGCCCACCAAGCAGUGGCGCCGCUGGCACCGCAAGAUCAGCGUCAACAUGAAGCGCUAUGCCGUGUGCUCGGCGGUGGCGGCCACAGGCGUGCCCGGCCUGGUCAUGUCCAAGGGCCACAUGAUCCAGGAGACGAACGAGGUGCCGCUGGUGGUCAGCGACAAGGUGCAGGAGUUCACCACCACCAAGCAGGCGGUCAGCUUCCUCCGCCAGACCAACUCCUGGCCCGACAUCCAGAAGGUGUACAAGUCGCAGCGCACGCGUGCCGGCAAGGGAAAGCUGCGCAACCGGCGCCGCGUGCAGCGCAAGGGCCCGAUCGUGGUGUUCGCCAAGGACCAGGGCCUGAGCCUGGCGUUCCGCAACAUCCCCGGCAUCGACACCAUCAACGUGGAGGCGCUGAACCUGCUGAAGCUGGCGCCGGGCGGCCACGUCGGCCGCUUCACCAUCUGGACCGAGUCGGCCUUCAAGAAGCUGGACUCCCUGUACGGCACGUGGCGUGCUCCCUCCACCCUGAAGAAGGGCUUCAACCUGCCUUCCACCAAGAUGGCCAACACCGACCUGGCUGCUCUGCUCAAGGCGCCGGAGAUCCUGCGCGUCUGCAGGAGGCCCAACAAGGUGGUGGCCAAGCGGCAGUCCAAGCGCAACCCGCUGCGUAACGUGCACGCCAUGCUGCGGCUCAACCCGUACGCUGCUGUCGUUAAGCAGGCGGCGCUCGGCGAGGAGAAGAAGGCCACUGAGCUCAAGGCGGCGCGCGCCGACAAGGCCAAGAAAGCGGCCGCCUCCCGGAAGCCCAAGAAGGUGGACGAGGAGGUACAGAAGCGUAAGCAGGCCCGCCAGGAGGCCGGCAAGAAGAAACUCGAAGCCGUCAAGGCCAAAAUUGCCGCGUCCAAGGCCAAGAAGGGCAAGAAGUAAACUUGUCCCCACGGCUGAGGCUAAGACAUUGCCUUUCAAUAUAUUAUAAUUCCCGGUU